Molecule: messenger RNA, 2815 nt
Organism: Saimiri boliviensis boliviensis (Bolivian squirrel monkey)
Lineage: Eukaryota; Metazoa; Chordata; Mammalia; Primates; Cebidae
Gene: ADGRG7
Product: adhesion G protein-coupled receptor G7
Biological process (GO): cell surface receptor signaling pathway; G protein-coupled receptor signaling pathway
Cellular component (GO): membrane
Molecular function (GO): G protein-coupled receptor activity
Source: RefSeq, a predicted model, not a curated record
AUGGUUUCCUGCCGUGCCUGGAACCUCAGGGUGCUGGUGGCUGUCGUGUGUGGGCUACUGACUGGCAUCGUUUUGGGACUGGGCAUCUGGAGGAUUGUGGUCAGGAUCCGUAGAGGAACAUCUGCUCCCUCAUCAGGCAUCCCUACAGAGUUCUGCAGGAACGGUGGAACUUGGGAAAAUGGCAGAUGUGUUUGCACAGAAGAGUGGAAAGGACUGAGAUGUACAAUGGCUAAUUUUUGUGAAAAUAGUACCUAUAUGAAUUUUACUUUCGCCAGAAUCCCAGUGGGCAGAUAUGGACCGUCCUUGGAAACAUGUGACAAAAGUACUCCAAACGCGGGCAAUCCAAGGGCAGUCCGGCUGUGCAGUCUCUCUCAAUAUGGAAACAUAGAAUUACAAAAUGUGACAAUAGGAAAUUGCAGUGAAACUCUGCAAACCCUGGAGAUGAAGGUAGGGGAAGCGGGAGCAUCACUUAAUAACAUUUCUUCUGAAGUCCAGAUAUUAACAUCGAAUGCCAGUACGUUAACUUCCGAGAACAUCAGUAGUGCUACACAAGUGAUUGGACAGAUCUUCAACACAUCCAGAAAUGCUUCACCAGAGGCAAAGAAAGUUGCUGUAGUAACGGUGAGUCAACUCCUAGACGCCAGUGAAGAGGCUUUUCAAAGUGCGGUUGCUGCUGAUAAUGAUGAUCCCCUUACAACGCUUAUUGAGCAAAUGGAGAAUUAUUCCUUGUCUUUGGGCAAUCAAUCAGUGGUGGAACCUAACAUCGCGAUACGAUCAGCAAAUUUCUCUACAGAAAAUACGCCUUCACGUGUUCUUUUUUCUGUGAAGAAAGGAGCUAGUGGUUCCCUGGUUUCCGGUUCAACACAUUUAGAGACAGACGUGAAUACCCUGAACCCAGAUGAAAACACUGAACUGCAGAUUUUGCUUAACAUGAAAGAAGGGCGAAACUCCACGGCAUGUGGCUUUGUCGUUUAUCAAAAUGACAAGCUUUUCCAAUCCAAAAGUUUUAUAGCUAAAUCAAGUUUUAGUCAAAAAAUCAUCUCAAGCAAAACUGACGGAAAUGAGGAAGGUCAGAGUGCGUCUGUUGAAAUGGCCUUUAGUCCAAAGUACAACCGAGAUGAAUUUCAACUCAAUUCCUAUGCCUGUGUCUAUUGGAAUUUUGCAACAAAGGACUGGGACACACAUGGCUGUCACAAACAAAAGGGCGCCGACAGAUUUCUGCACUGCCACUGCAACCAUACUACUAAUUUUGCUGUAUUGAUGACUUUCAAAAAGGAUUAUCAGUAUCCCAAAUCACUUGACGUAUUAUCCAACGUUGGAUGUGCACUCUCUAUUACUGGUCUGGCUCUCACAAUUAUAUUUCAGGUUGUUACCAGGAAAGUCAGAAAAACCUCAGUAACCUGGGUGUUGGUCAGUCUGUGCGUAUCCAUGUUGAUCUUCAACCUCCUUUUUGUGUUUGGGAUUGAAAACUCCAACAAGAACUUGAAGACCAGUGACGACGCCGAAAAUACGGACGUUACCGAUAACGUCAUACCCAAGACCGACACCGUGAGCACCCCGAACCCCACGUGCACGGCGGCUGCCGCCUUGCUGCACUAUUUCCUGCUGGGGACGUUUACCUGGAACGCGCUCAGCGCGGCUCAGCUCUAUUUCCUCCUCAUACGGACCAUGAAGCCGCUUCCUCGGCAUUUCAUUCUCGUCAUCUCAUUAAUUGGAUGGGGAGUCCCGGCUAUAGUAGUGGCUAUAACAGUGGGAGUUGUUUAUUCUCAGAAUGGAAAGAAUCCAGAAUGGGAAUUAGAAUACCGGCAAGAGGAAAUCUGCUGGCUGGCAAUUCCAGAAAGCAAAGAUGUUAUAAAAAGUCCAUUGUUAUGGUCAUUCAUCGUACCAGUAGCCAUUAUCCUCAUCAGUAAUAUUGUUAUAUUUAUUAUAAUCUCAAUCAAGGUGUUGUGGAAGAAUAACCAGAACCUCACAAGCACAAAAAAAGUUUCAUCCGCAAAGAAGACUGUUAGCACAUUAUCUGUUGCAGUUGUUUUUGGAAUUACCUGGAUUCUGGCAUAUCUGAUGUUAAUUAAUGAUGAUAGCAUCAGGAUUGUCUUCAGCUACAUAUUCUGCCUUUUCAACACUACCCAGGGGUUGCAAAUUUUUAUCCUGUACACUGUUAGAACAAAAAUCUUCCAGAGUGAAGCUUCCAAAGUGUUGACGUCAUUAUCGUCUGCCACGAGAAUGAAGUCAUUGCCUUCAAUGACCAGGCCAAGGCUGCGUAUAAAGAUGUAUAAUUUUCUCAGGUCGUUACCAACCGUACGUGAACACUUUAGGCUACUGGAACCUUCUGUAAGUACUGAGGAUGUCACACUCUCUGAAAGUGACCAAGCAAAGGAAAGCGCCUAGGCAGUGAAACUUACCUGUUGUGGUCUUUUUAAUCAAUUCGUUUGAAUUUUAUCUGUUUCUCUCCUUUAUUUCCCAGUCCUCCCAGAAAAUCUUCCACAGUAUAUUUUGCUCAGGAUUAAGAAUUCGAUAAAACCUGUUGUUUGUUAUUAUUAGGGAUAAUGGACUUGGUAGUUUUUGUAUUUUUCAAUAGAAUCGCACUUGAAUGAGGUGAAGAAUUUCGCACAGCAUUCAAGAUUACCAUUGUUUCUUAUAUCAUUAAAUCUUUGUGACAUGCUUUAACAAAAAUGUAGACCUUAUUAGAGAUUCUUUUACAAGUUACUAUAAAGGAAAUGAAGAGAAAAAUUUACCUUGCAGAACAAAAUGACUCCUGGUGAACAGUGUGUGGGGAUUUGCUUGCAUGUAUUAAACUUUUGACCUUUCAAUAUUU